UUACGUUUCUUGCAGUUGGCACAAUUGCAAGAUGGCGUCCGAGAAACCCGGGAGCAUUGAACAAGAACAAGAUCAAUCUUUAAGCGAUCUAGAGCAAACUUUAAUGAGUAUGGAAAAUCUGGAUAGAGCCUCUCCAGAAAUUUGGCCAGAGAAAUAUCCAGGAAUGACAGAUUUUGUCAACAGUUUCACACCACCAAGUGCUGUAAAGUUGCCUUACUCAAAGGAAUUGAAUCAGGACGAUCAGAAUUAUCUGCACCAAUUAGCAGCUUUGCCAACAGCUGGACUGAUUUCUAAAGUUAAGGAGUUGCAUGAUAUUGCAUAUCAAUUGGGUGUGGAGGAAUCAAAAGAAGUUACAAGGGGCAAAUACUUAAAUGUAUUUAAGCCAAGACAAAAGCAAAAAUGAUCUACAAGUAAUAACCUUACUAGAGGUGCCCCGUAACGUGUGGAUGUUAUAAAAUGUGAGAUGAAACAAAUUUUGUACAUAAGAAUAUAAGAAAGUGUAAAGUAAAGAAGUGCAUUUGGUUGUUUUUAUUAUUUAAAAAAGUACAAAUAUAUCAACAAAAAAUUGUUA
This is a messenger RNA of Tribolium madens (black flour beetle), 571 nucleotides long. It is a transcript of the gene lin-52, whose product is annotated as protein lin-52 homolog. The coding region runs from base 32 to 403 and encodes 123 amino acids. Gene Ontology annotation, cellular component: DRM complex. The record is from RefSeq and is a predicted model, not a curated record. Lineage: Eukaryota; Metazoa; Arthropoda; Insecta; Coleoptera; Tenebrionidae. The transcript is spliced from 4 exons. Gene Ontology annotation, biological process: regulation of DNA-templated transcription.